GCAAGACAGGCAAAGCAACGCAUAAGGCAGGCAGGCAAAGCAAACGGUUGCACAUACUGUUAUUAAAACGCAACAAUAAACAACAAAAUACGUUGUCGAGUUUUUUAAUUUAUUGUACUAUUGAAUUUGAAGCUGCCGUUUUAGUGAGUUUUAAAACGGAUAGUAAUAGUGAUUGUGAAACGACGAACUCGAGAAAUCAAAAUGCCAUAUAAAUCAGUUCUUGGAAUUUGGUAACAUACAAAUAUAAAACGGAUUCCAAGAAUUACCAAUACCAGUGCCAACAAGUGCCUCAUACGCAGCCAGGUAUUUUCUGUUGAAUCGCAAGAUGUUGACGCGCAUUAUGAUCGAUCGAGGUGCGCAUACGGCAUUUAUGCUGUUUAUACUGCUCGGCUUUAACAUCCACCUGGCACUGUGCAACAAAGGGUCGCCUGGCCUGGCGCUGCCACAGCGAGUGGAGCUGCCAAUUGGCAGUGAUUUGAAUAUUAGUUGCACCAUCGAUACGGAAUAUUUCAGUCAAAUUGAACAGACCUGCAAUGCAUCACAGCUCUAUUUCAAGAUGUCCACGCAUCAGGGCAGCAGGGAAACCAUCUACAAGACCAAGCCAUAUAUCUGGUAUAUCAACGACACCAGCAUUCUUUUUACCGCCCACAACCUGAGCGAACAGGAUGCGACCUAUGUGUGCAUGUGCGACAUGCACGGCAUUGAUCAAUCAAAGGUUUUUGUGGGCAGCCCACCCUCCAAGGUGCAGGACUUUGAAUGCACCAGCUACAAUUGGGAUUACAUGUUCUGCAAUUUUACGACUCCCAAGAACAGCAUCAUCACCAAAUACAAUGUCAGUUUUGAGACGCAAAAGAACUCAAUUUAUCGCUACUACGUCGAUUGCAAUUUCGAUGGUGCUCCCAUUGUGAAUUGUAACAUUACAAACGAAAAGUAUCGCAAGUUUAAUGAAUACUUCUACUUUCGCCUGGAGAUGUCAAAUGCCCUGGGCCAGGAGAUACAAUAUGUGGAAGUGAAUAAUGUGGAGCGAAUGCUGCUCGCUCAGCCCGGCGAACAGCUGAAGCUGCUCAAUACGACGAAGGAUUCGAUUUGCAUUACCUGGAUAAUGCCGCGACGCAGCAACUUCAAUGGUGGUGUUCUCUGGUCUGUUCUGGUGACUCCCGAGAACUUCUCGACCAUCAUGCGUCCAAUGUGGCGCAACAAUUCGUCGACUGUCCAUGAUACGUUAUGUUUGACGGAGUUGCCCUAUGCCGGCUAUAAAUAUUUGCUUGAGUUGCGCGUGCGCAACAACAAAACCAAAUCCCGCUUCAGUCAGCCAUUGAAUUAUUAUUUUCGGACCGCACCGGAGCGUCCAGAUCGUCCGCCACGCGUCACCAAUGGCAGCUUCUAUGUCUAUUCAUCAGAAUCACAGUUGACGGUCUAUUGGGAGCAACUGGAGAAACACGAGAUGAAUGGCGAUAACUUCACCUAUGUGAUUAGCGAGUUUCGCGUGAAUGGCAAACUCAACGACACUUCAAGGAUCAAGAUGGACAUGAACUCGGCCACCAUCGAGAACUGGAACAAGACAGUCAAGCAUGAACUGCUCAUUCGCAGCAGCAACAAUGUAAACACCUCGGUGGAGGCAAGUCGUCUAGUUAUUCCGGCCAUCACAAGCGAGGACACGCGUCAACGGGUACCAAAGAAGAUACGCAGCGUUUACCACUCGAGCAACGCGAGCUAUACGAUUAGCUGGAAGGAGCCGAACAACAGCAGCGAACUGAUCAACUACACUGUCUUCUGGUGCAACUCGAAGCCGGCGCUGCAAUCGAAAUGCAAUGGAACCAUUCACUUUGAGCAUGUGCCCAGGGAUCGGGUGCAGUUCACCACACGCAGUGCUCAGCCGACGUCGCUGAAUAUGGCGGUGUCGGCGAACUAUGUGGAUCGCAACACGGGCAUGCACUGGAUGAGCUGCUCCCGCGAUGUCUCCGAUGAUCUGGCCAAAAUGGAGCCCAGCAUCGAGGAGGUGACCAACUCAUCGCUGGCCGUCAAAUGGAGCACCGAACGCGUCUGUCCCGCCAUCCUCAGUGGCUACAAUCUAACCUACUGUCAACGCUCCGCUGGCAAACCCGAUAACUGCACCACCAAGGUCCUCGACUCCAAUGCCGUCGACUUCACCAUUCACAACCUGGAACCUUACACUUACUACAGCGUCAAGAUGUUCAUGUACUCGAGUUCGCGUGCCAGCAAAUACAGCGAUGAGCUGAUCAAUCGCACCGGCGAAGCGGCCCCGACGCAACCACGUCAACUGCAGUACUCCCGCCUGAGCAACACUAGCGUCAUCCUCUCGUGGAAGCCGCCGCUGAAGGCGAAUGGCGUCGUCCGUGCCUACGAGGGCAGCUUUAGGCACCACAACAAGACCGAGUACUUCAAGCUACCCGCCUACACUGAUGAGCUGGUGGACAACGAGAAGCUGGUCAUCUACGAGCUGGGCAACCUCACCGCCUACACGCACUACGAGAUCAGCAUUCGCGCCCGCACGCUCUACAGCUCCGAGCCGAGCAACGUCAUCCGCUUUCGCACCGCCGUUGGAGUGCCAUCGCCGCCGCAGUAUCUCAGUGCGGAGAACAAGCUGGAGAGCAUGACGCUGGAGUGGGUGGCUCCUCUGCAGCCAGCAGGACGACUGGAAUACUACGAGGUGUCCGUCCGGGAGAGGGACGAGAAUAAUAGUGUGAUCAGUCAACGAUCGAGCUACAUCAGUGGCGAGCAGAAUCGCAGCUGUGUGAUGAUGACGCCCGUGUGUACGCCAAUGCAUGCGUUUUACUAUCAGGUGCGUGCCGUGAAUGUGGAGCAACUGGAGCAGCAGCUGGAGGAGCACAAGGUGCCACACUUUAUUACCUCGUGGCCACAACAAUGUGCUGCACAGCCGGCAUUGAAUGCAGCCGCGUGGAAGCAGCUGGAGAACUAUUCAAAUGCGUCGCUGUAUCGAUUGCACAAGUCCAGCUGGACGGUGCAGCAGGUGAGCUGCUCCCCGGAUGGCAGGAACAACACCAAGGCGCUGCUGACUAGCGUCCAACUGAUUGUCAUUGCGAUUGUGCUGUUUGGCACCGGCCACGUUGCCAUACGCAAGUAUCAAAAGAUGUCGGACAUUGAUCUGGAGCUGCCGUCGGGUCUGAAGGAGACACUGAAGAAACCGAUGGAGAGCAGCUCGCUGGGAUUGGGUUUGGGAUUGGGCGGCAUGACGGUCGGAGAGCGUGUAACAAAUGCGGGCGGCAUCAUUGACAGUCGCAUGGACUCGCCGCCGCAAUAUUCUCCACAGGAUUUGCCCCACGAUUUCGGAGGCAGCGGGAAUGAGAGCGCCAAGCUGCUGUUGGCCAACAACUCGUCGAGCAGCGGCUGUGGCAUGGAGCGUCUCGAUGGCUACGAAGAGGAUCAGCAGGCAGUAACAUCGCUGCCCCCGGCCAGCUACUUGUCGAUGAGCCAGAGCAAUUACCUCGACGAUGACAGCGUGAACAAUGCGAAUGCCACCGAAUUGAUUGCCACAACUCAUGCAGCGGCUGCUGCUGCUGAGAAUGCUGCUGCCGGUGGCUACAUCAAGCCGACGCAAAUGAAGAAUUGGAACAGCAAUGCCAACAACACUCCCACAAAUGCCAAUAGCUUGCCCCUGAGUGGUUAUGUGCCUGUUCAAGUGCUGCAGCAAGCACGUGCUAAUCCUCCAGCUGCAGCUCCGACAACAGCUGUGCCGCAGCCUCAGCAGCUGCACUUGCUCAGCAGCAGCAACUAUGUGCAAGCUGCCGAUCUGCACAAACUGAAGGCAGCGGCGCCAACGUCGACGCCGCCGCCGUCGGUGGCGCCUCCGGCAGCCAACAGCUUUGGCUACACGUCCAUGGAGCAGCUGCAGCGUACGGGGCUGAUGAAGCCAACGGUGCCCAGCUACGUGCAGCCGCCAGCAAAUUUGCAUCAUCAGCGUUUGCUGCAACAGCAACAAUCAUCGCUUCAUCCUCAUCCCCAUCAUCAACAGCAGCAGCUGCAGCAAACGCAUCACCAACAGCACCAACAACAACAGCAGCAGCAACAACAGCCGAAUAUUGGUGGCUAUGUGACGCCACAGGAUCUGAAUGCCAUUGCCCUCAAUCGCCAUAUGCUGUAAGCAAGACACCCAACAAACCAUCGAUCGAAGCAAUAGAUGGCAGAGGCAAAAUGGGUAGAAGAGAAAGAGAGAGAUCGGAUUAGAACAUGACCACAACAAUAUGGAUAUGGAUAAAAUGAUGACCAUGACCAACAUCAGCACAAGAAUAAGAAAUGACGAAAUCGCUACCGAGACGUUUCAAUCAUCAAAUAUCAACAAUUUUAAUAGUUAUUACCUGCACUCAAAAUGGGUUGGCUUCUAUGUGAUGUGCAUGUGGAUUGCGUCGUUUAGUUUCGUUUCGUUGUGUGUUUGUCCAAUGGCCUCGCAUGAUUGAUGAUGAUGAUGAUGAUGAUGCACACUCUAGUAUUGUUUUUUUUAUUUUUUUUAACUAUCAUUUACUUUACCACGUACGCUAUGCCUAAUAACUGAUGAUAACUAUGACUACACACACACAAACACACACACACACACAAAUAACUAUGUAUUAACUAUUACCUAUAGCUUACACUUACAUUAUAUGUAAACAAACAAACACUUUUAAACAUUUACCCACAUCGCGAGUUGGGUAAACGCUAGACAAGUUGUAAGAAUAAAUAUAAAUACAUAUAACUUUAAAA
Molecule: messenger RNA, 4719 nt
Organism: Drosophila albomicans
Lineage: Eukaryota; Metazoa; Arthropoda; Insecta; Diptera; Drosophilidae
Gene: dome
Product: cytokine receptor
Exons: 4
Coding region: 326-4123 (1265 amino acids)
Molecular function (GO): protein binding
Source: RefSeq, a predicted model, not a curated record